GGACGGGAUACGCAUAAAUAUAUAUUUAUUAAGUUUCUGUGUUAGGCGCACUGGUUUACGGGAACACUGAAAGUAUUCACCUUCACCACUGAGUUACAGUGACUCCACUGACUGUGUUGUGGACCUGAUACCCACUUUUCGCGUUCAUUUAUAGUGUAUUCGGGGUAUGUUGUACCCGUACUUUGUUUGUCCUGAAAACACGAGAAAAUAUGGAAGAAAACGCUCCACAUUCAAUGGGAAGUGGACAAUCACAUGCAAGCAAUCACUCAAGACCGUUUUUCUACGUUCAGCCACCAUCUCAUCCAUACUAUAUGUGUCAGUGGCCAAUGAACAGUCCGUUUGGUCCUUAUGCCUUACCUGGUUCAGGUAUGCCUUUUGCGCGCCCAUACUGGGCUCUGUAUCCCUGCAUGCAGUAUCCAGGCUACAUGAUGCCACAUGCACCGAUGCAGCCUGCUGACUGCAGGAGAAUGUUCAGCCCCCCUUUCCCCCCCACCCACGAUGUCCGAUUCCGCCACCAGCAUCACCAUCAGAGCCGUGUGCGGCGAGAGACCGCCUGCUCCGAGGUCCAGACCGACCCCAGCGACCUAGUGAAUGAGCUGAUUGAGAGCUUCAGCAGGUUCCGGAGUUUCUCUGUAGCCUCUGAGACCAGGAAGGAGCUGGAUUCCGGUGUGGUGUCCCCGGGGGCUGGAUUGUAUGUGCAUCCUGGGUGUGGGGACAAGGGGGAGGGGCUAACCACGGAGCUGGAGCCCCUGCCUCAAAGGCAGAGACCCACCAGGAGCGUCUCCCCUAUAUCUGCAACAUUGGUGGAGCCCAUCAGCACGACCUCUGGCAUUAAGCUGAGACAGAGCUCCCAUGAAGACCAUGUUGAGUCAGACGGUUGGCCUUUAGCCUCUGAGGUUCCACCCUUGGACAGCUCCUCUGUGCAUGAGGAGACUGCUGAGGAUGAUGAUGACGAGUUAGAGCAGGACUACAUGCCUGAGAAGCUCCACCUGGCUGAUGCACUUGGAGCUGAAGCCCAGUUGCCAGGAGUGACUCGGGCCCGACCGGACUGCCAACCAAGCGAUACGGGGCCCCCAGACACCGUCUCUGCUCAAGGUGCUGACCCCGCCCAAGUGGGGUCUCCCCCAGCUGUGUCGCCUGUGAGUCGAGAGAGCAUAGAGAAAGGUAGCCAGAAGACGAGGAUUCCCCAGGUAGAAGGAAAGGAUUUCUCUGAAAAGCCCACCCUUGACUUUGAAGAUCUGCCCUGUAGAAUCUUGCGACUGCCUUGCGAUAAAGUUGCAGCAGCUGGCGUGUUCCAGAAGGGGAGUCCCUUCUGGUGCAUGGAUCCAACACUCAUGACCGCCCCCAGCUACCUGUCCUCCUUUGGGAAUGCUCUAUACUGCAGUUACUACCCCCAAACAGCCCAGGAGAGGCAGAGUGUCCUCAGCCCCUCCUUGGAUGAGCUUUCCUCCAGGGAUGAGCUGUUCUCUACUGACCUGGAGGACCUGGACUUGGUGUCGAGUCAGGGAUACACCAGCAGCGGGAGGGUGUCUAAGGAUGUCCAAGAGACCCAUCUCCAUGCUACAGACAGUGAUGUUCCAGACCACUCCUUCCAGGAGCACUGUCCUGUCUGCCCGAAGAGAACGUGCUCAGUGUGUGGGAUGCGUCUGUCAAAGGAGGCCCAGAGGAGAGCCUCUGUUGGGCCUGGAAGCUGCAGCAAUCUGGAGAGGGGGCUAUCCGAUGAGGAGAUCGAAGAGGAGGAUGUUUCCAAGAGUGCUGCUGGCCAAUGGAAGGCUCCAGUCGGCAAGCACCAUGUGAAAAGGCACUCGCAUACGCCAGUUUGCCAGCCCUCCAAACAGAAGUACAAGCAGGGAUAUUGUGAACAUGAAGAGCAAACCAACCUUGAGCACCAGGACCAGGCUUACGUACGGGAGCCAGAGUGCUGUGAUGAGCACAAGGCUUUGGCCAAGGCUCGGGAUCAAGACUCAAAAUGUGGCCAAUCCUACCUGUGCCCAGACAAACGGCGGCGAGAGGACUCUGCACCCUUAGACCAGGAGCAUUCUGCUCUGAAACAAAGGCCCAAGUCCACAAAGCUUUGUUCACGGGGACAAGAGAGACCUGCUCGAAGAAGAAUGCCCUUCAAGACUGAACAUCAAAGGGCCAAUAGGAAUGAUUAUGAUGAGCCUGACGAUGAGAAUCCACCACACCAGAAGGGUAAAGGGUCCACAAAGAGAAGAGGUACAAGAUGCUGAUCAGAAAUAUUGCUUUUUAAUUUGGCAGGGGGGGGGGAUUCACUACAAUGCACAAGGAUAUCACUCAAUCCAGGAAGCGAUGCAAUGCAACAGAAUCACUGCAUGGCAGAAGUGGUGCUUCACUGCAUGGCAGAAGUGGUGCUUCACUGCAUGGCAGAAGUGGUGCUUCACUGCAUGGCAGAAGUGGUGCUUCACUGCAUGGCAGAAGCCCCAUUUGAUGCGUAUGCAGACAGUGGAAAAGUGACCAGAGGCCAACUCUUGCAGUCCCUCAGUUCUGAGCUUGCAGGACAAGAGCCCUGGAACUCCUGGCUUGAAUAGGGCAGGACCAAGGCACUGAACGCACAGUUAGAUUAAAGGAUCGAUUGACUGGCUGGUUCCUGGAGCUGCAGUGUCUUGCUGUCUGUAUGAUGCGUUUGUAUCAGGUGUGGUGGUGUAAUGUUAACUUGACAUCCAUGUAUCUGCAUAGUGUUCAUUAAAAUAGCUGCAUUGCACUUAA
Paramormyrops kingsleyae is the source of this 2727-nucleotide messenger RNA. Its product is annotated as bucky ball-like. NCBI's taxonomy places the organism in Eukaryota, Metazoa, Chordata, Actinopteri, Osteoglossiformes, Mormyridae. The record is from RefSeq and is a predicted model, not a curated record.